CGGACAUAGCAAAUUCAAUAUUUCUGUAUAUUAGGGUUUCCAAAAUUCUGUAUAUUACAACUUCUUCUGAACACCCAUUCGAAUUCGAAGAUGGGGGAGUACUGGCCAGAAAUCUAUCCUCAGAGAAAGGCUUUUUGUCGCCAUGGUAGUCGUGGACCCGAUCCGGUGAACAAUAAGAUACUGUCUGCGUUUCGAAACGUAAAAUCAUUUCCUUUAGAGAGGAUAAUCAUGCAGUUUUGGCGACUAGUGAAAACCUCUAGCGGCACUAGACUUUUAUGUAAUUUUAACCCUUAUGCCUAUUCGUGUUCAAACCAUCGUCUCCGGAAAUAUAGGUCGUCUUGUUGCCAGUAUUCCUAUGCUCUUAGUGAUCGGGUUGUAGUAGAUGACGACGCUACGAUCAUAUACGGUGCGCCACCAUCCACUGCAAUCCUGAACCAAUUUCCAGAGGUGGUUCUGGAUCUUAGGGCUCACCGGGGGACUCCUUUGGUGGAUCUUGCUUUGGAAUGUGAGCUAACUUGUUUUAUGAUGCUGCCUGCGUUUUCUUUUACUCACUGCGUUGGUGUCAUUGAAGUUUCUGUAAGAUAUCCUUGCCAUCUUCUACAAAUUUACCAAGAGUUGCAACGUGAACUACUGAGGGAGGGUUUGUAUAUCGUUCCUCCACUACGACUUUUGAUGCCUUGCAAGGCUACUACCGGGGAUUUCCUACUUGCCGUGAGAGAAAUUGAAAAGGCAUUACAAGUGGCUGUUGAAUCACAUGCUAUAACUCUUGGUCAAGUCUGGGUCACCUAUGAGAAUUCUCAUCGUAAGAAGAGACGGGCGUUAUUAGGCAAACUUAGAUCUUAUUGUGUUGCUAGUCCCCAUGGCAAUGAUCACAUGUCUUUUAUGAAGCGUUUCUAUCAACAGCUUUUUGUUCUUCCUUUGGAAAAGGCGGAGCGCGGUCUAGUUGCGAGGACACUUGAAACUCGUCAGGCACACCUGUGUAGAAACAUCUUUAAGUUUAGUGAUAACAAGGGGGUCUUGGCGGUACUCUCAGCCGGUGCAAAAUGUACUUCUUUUGCGAUAUGCUUGAAGAGUUCUCACAUGGGAGAGUGUGACUACGUGUUUGAGUUUUUCUGGCCCCUAAGUCCUAACCCCUUGCCCUUGAUGGAGGCUUUGAUACUGACACUAAGGGAGUAUUUGCCAAGUUUCAGGUAUGCUGCUUCUGGGGCACAACUUGGUGAUGAAUUACUUGUUGUAGAUGUUGAGAAUUCUUCUUCUGGGAGUGGGAGCAACCCUGCCAAGAUUUUCCCAAAAACUGAACUGUCAGAAACACACAAAGCAUUACAAGAAACAGGUAAGAAGAGAAAGUCCACUAAGAAGAGAAAGUCCACUAAGGGUCAAAGUGAGUUGACUGAAGCAUAUCAAUAUCCCUUGACCAACGUUGAAGAUCCAGAAGGUGAGGAUGAGCUAGUCAUUUUAGCAGUUUAUAAAGUUGAUCACAGUUUAUUCUUUCUCCCAAGCUCAACUACAUUUGAAAGUUUAAUGGAGAAAAUUAACCUAGAGUUUGAGUUGAAUCCAGCUGGUACCUACAAGAUCAAGUACCAAGUUCUUCCCGGAGAAUGGUAUAGUCUAACUGAUGGCACAUGCUUAAAGAGCUGCAUUUCAUCGUAUCGGACAUCAAACAACAUUGAUCACAUUAAGUUAUUGGUGCUACCAGUGGAGAAGUAAUAGUUAAUUUUCAUAUUAUGGUAUGUUAUUAGUUGAAGAAAAAACUUAUUAUGUAUAUUUUCAUGUUUUUAAGACGAUGUAUGUAUCCUGCAUGAUGAUGGCAGAACUCAGAAGGUACUGAAUCUAAUCUAGCAUGUGUUUGUUUGAUGACACUA
This is a messenger RNA of Helianthus annuus (common sunflower), 1862 nucleotides long. RefSeq lists its product as uncharacterized. The coding region runs from base 91 to 1707 and encodes 538 amino acids. NCBI's taxonomy places the organism in Eukaryota, Viridiplantae, Streptophyta, Magnoliopsida, Asterales, Asteraceae. Gene Ontology annotation, molecular function: DNA-binding transcription factor activity. The transcript is spliced from 4 exons. The record is from RefSeq and is a predicted model, not a curated record.